Molecule: messenger RNA, 2374 nt
Organism: Paramacrobiotus metropolitanus
Lineage: Eukaryota; Metazoa; Tardigrada; Eutardigrada; Parachela; Macrobiotidae
Product: annexin A5-like
Exons: 8
Coding region: 1139-2269 (376 amino acids)
Cellular component (GO): cytoplasm
Molecular function (GO): calcium ion binding; calcium-dependent phospholipid binding
Source: RefSeq, a predicted model, not a curated record
UAUUGCUGGUACGCUAUCGUUGUAAAUAAAUUGUCUGCAGCAGUUAAGCAGCUCAUAUUACUUGUAUGUAAUCUUUUUAAACAAAUCUCAAUUAAAAUGAAAGAGAAGGUUAAGGUUUUUGGAUUCGGAUUUGGAAACUGUGAGCAUCAGCUCUGACAAAAUAUAAAAGCACUUUGAAAAAUAUACAUGGACUGCGAGACAGCAUCGCGCGACUUUAAUAGUUGCCAAUGCCAGCAUUUGCUUGUUUAUCCGCACGUGUGUACAAACUAGAGAUGGCAACGGCUGGCUUAACGGCUUAUCGGCUGGCUGCGGCUGGCUAAAAUAGCGAGCCGGCUCGGAAGAGUCGGCUCACCUACCCGAGCCGGCUCAAACGGCUCGGCUUUGAACGCGAGCCGGCUAAGCCGGCUCCGAGCCGGCUUAGCCGAUAGCUUUUUAGCGCGGAAAAACUCGAGUCUUUUUUUCAAUAAAAAGAAAUGUUUACAAUUUUUUCUGUUCUUUUUUAAGCGAAAAACUGUUUUUGAUCAGUUUCUAAUGGGAAAAGGGAUCUUUAAAGCAAAAAUUCAGCGCUUUUUUAUAAGAUUAUCGAGUUUCAAGACUCAAACUCGGCUUUGAACGGUCCAAAAGAGCUAAAAUUUUACCUGCUGACGCAUUUUUCCCGACAAUACGCAAGCCGUUAGCCGACAUCGGCUUACGGCUGGCUCGCGGCUGGCUGAGACUCCGAGCCGGCUCAAUCGGCUCGGCUGACAUCGGCUGCGGCUGCAUUUUUGGGUCGAGCCGGCUCAGCCGAAGCCGGCUUAGCCGCGGCUCAAACGGCUUCGGCUGAGCCGUUGCCAUCUCUAGUACAAACGCUUCGGGAAAUAAAUACUUUGGCUGAUUCAUUGUUUACGGAUGUAUGAUGUACGUCCACGACAUUAACCUAGAGGCAAAUAAACAAGAAUGUGAGCAAAAAGCAAAACGCUUUUCCACAAUUAUGAGCGAUUUUCAGAAUACUUUAUAUCUGGCUGGGAAGUGCCAAAUCUUGUCGGAAAGUACCAUUUAAAUUCGGUUUGCCAAAAGUUAAUUUUGUGAAACUAUUAAUGUGUGAUUCAAUCUGAAACGAUAAUCCAAGAUAAUCCUAAAGAGAAUUCAAAGCUACACAAUGGCAGAAGGUCUUAUGGCAGUCGAAGCAUUCGACAGGGAAAAACAUCCCGAUCCCCAAACAAGCAAUAAGGUUGCCGGCCAAAUGGGUCCCUAUAUUCGUCAUGCUCCGGCCAUUGUCCCGCGGAUAGAUAUCAGCGAUCUUCGUGCAGAAGCGCAUCACCUGCAUUCGCUGCUUCACCAUAUGAAAAAUGUGGAAUCGCCACAAUUAGUGGAAUCAUUACUCUGUCUAACAGCUUCACAAAGAGCAGAUGUGGUGGAAAUGUACGAAGAACUGUUCGAGAAGGGUUUAGCAGCAGAUUUACAAGAACAUGACCUACUUGAUGACCACCCAGUAAUUGCCGCCCUGGUUCUGCCCCAUGUUCUUUACAUUGCCGAAGAACUGCAUAGAAAUAUCCAGGAUGACCUAGUGAUUUUGGAGAUUCUGUAUACGAUGUACGACCCAGAACGGAAACUAGUGAACGAAGCUUACGAAAAAAUCUUUAUGUUGAAAUUUUCGAACGAUUUGUCGCACCAUUACGAAGGGGAAGUUUUACGGAUGCUGGUGUCGUUUGCAGAGGGUACACACAGCGAUUCGUAUGUAGUGGAAAAGGAUCAAAUUGAAAGCGACGCCAAAGCCUUAUAUGAGGCCGGGCAGAAUGAGGAUAUCGGGAUAUUUGCUGACAUUUUCGCCACGAGAAGCCACGCGCAGCUAUUCGAUACCAUUAUGCUCAUGCCCAGCAUAGCUAACACCGAAAUCGAGGAUAUUGUCCAUUUCCGGCUGCAAGGACCUCUUGUUCCCAUUCUACUGGCCAUAAUUAGUUUAGUGCGGUGUAAAGAAUUAUUUUUUGCCAAACAAAUCAACAAAGUCAUGGAGAGUGAGGCCAACGAACAGACCAAAAUUAAAGAUCUUCUCCGGAUAUUUUUGCUACGGGCAGAAAAAGAUCUCGUAAACGUGGAAAAGGAAUACGAAAGGCUUUAUGGCAUGAACAUUGUGAAAGUGAUUCAGGAAAGCAAAGAUUUUUCUAGCACAGCCAAGCACAAUUUAUGCCUGCUAGUCCAAGGAACGCCUGAAAAGUUUCGCUGGGAAGCCAGACUGGACCAUACCGGCCAACUGGGAAUCGUUGCUGGUGGACUUAUUCGACCGACAUAGCGUUAAAAAUUCACCUUGUUAACAAUUGCUACAAAUCAAAUCAUCGAAUCAGCGUUUGUAUAAUUUAUUAAUUAACAAAACGAUAAGAAUUUUUCUUAUGUAUUG